Molecule: messenger RNA, 2356 nt
Organism: Vitis vinifera (wine grape)
Lineage: Eukaryota; Viridiplantae; Streptophyta; Magnoliopsida; Vitales; Vitaceae
Product: protein SIEVE ELEMENT OCCLUSION B
Exons: 7
Coding region: 55-2202 (715 amino acids)
Biological process (GO): phloem development
Source: RefSeq, a predicted model, not a curated record
UCUCCCCUCUUCUGCCCGAACCUUGAGCUUCUAAGCUUUCUUUUCUCACCCAAUAUGGCCAGCAGAAUCGCAGCACCUUCACUAACUCAAUUAAUCAGGGGUGAAAGGGGCAGGAUAAAAUUGUCCGAUGAAAACGCGAUGAUGAAGCAAAUUUAUGCAACCCAUACUCCUGAUGGCCGAGAGGUUGACGUUAAACCUCUUUUCCAGCUGGUAGAGGACAUUCUGAGUCGUGCUAGCCCUGCAGUUGAUCCCCUUUUUCUGACUGCCCAAACCCGUGUGGAAACAUGGGAUGAUAAGACUCAGCAGGCCAGUUUCAUCGCGAUGCUGGAAGCACUGUCAUUUACAAUUGAUCGAGUCGCCUGCGAGAUAACAUACAAGAGUAGUAGUGGAGAAGAUGCUCAUGCGACCACACUGUCCAUAUUCAACCAGUUAUCUUACUUUCCCUGGGAAGCAAAGCUGGUGAUAACCCUAGCAGCUUUUGCUUUGAGCUAUGGGGAAUUCUGGCUGCUUGCUCAGAUCUACUCGUCCAACCAACUUGCCAAAUCCGUGGCAAUUCUUAAGCAAGUGCCUGUCAUCUUGGAGCACUCGGCCUCACUGAAACCCCGAUUUGAUGCGCUAAACAAUCUCAUCAGGGCUAUGACGGAUGUGACCAAAUGCAUAAUUGAAUUCAAGGGACUACCAUCUGUGUAUAUUUCUCACGAUGCAGCACCACUAGUCACAGCAAUGGCACAUAUCCCCACUGCUGUUUACUGGACCAUCAGGGCUGUAAUAGCUUGCGCAUCUCAGAUUUCAAGCCUCUCUAGCUUGGGCCAUGAGCAUGCGCUCAUGUCCAGCACAAAUGAGACAUGGGAACUAUCCACCUUGGCUCACAAGAUCAAAAACAUACUGGACCUUCUGAACAACCAACUUGCACUUUGUUAUCAGUACAUAGAGGAGAAGAUGAAUCUUGAAACUUAUCAAAUGCUCCUGAAUCUCUUGGAGGGUGUUCAGAUUGACAACAUGAAGCUUCUCAAGGCACUGAUUUAUGCCAAGGAGGAUCUGCAGCCCCUUCUUGAUGGCUCUACAAAGAGACGGGUAAACUUAGACGUGCUGAGGAGGAAGAAUGUGCUGUUGCUCAUAUCAAGCCUAGACUUCCCUCGUGACGAGCUCUCAAUUCUUGAACAGAUUUAUAAUGAGUCCCGGGUCCAUGCAACUAGGAUGGAGUAUGAGAUUGUGUGGAUCCCAAUUGUGGACCGUUUUGCUGAGUGGACAGAUCCCCUGCAAAGCCAGUUUGAGACUCUGCAGACCACGAUGCCAUGGUACUCGGUGUACUCACCUUCACUAAUUGAAAAGCCAGUCAUCAGGUUCAUCAGGGAGGUGUGGCACUUCCGGAAUAAGCCCAUCCUUGUAGUGCUAGAUCCACAAGGGAAAGUGGUGAGCCCUAAUGCAAUCCACAUGAUGUGGAUAUGGGGGAGUACCGCCUUCCCGUUCACCAGUUUGAGAGAGGAAGCUCUGUGGAGGGAAGAGAGUUGGAAGCUUGAGCUGCUGGUGGAUGGUAUUGACCCAACCAUACUGAGCUGGAUCAAAGAAGGAAAAUACAUUUACUUGUAUGGAGGAACUGACAUGGAAUGGAUCCGAAAAUUCACAACCACCGCACGGGCAAUUGCAUCGACUGCACGGAUCCCCUUAGAGAUGGUGUACGUGGGAAAGAGCACCAAAAGAGAGCAAGUCCGGAAAUGCACAACCGCCAUUACUGCGGAAAAACUCAGCUACUGCUGGCAAGAUCUUGCCAUGGUCUGGUUCUUCUGGACCCGACUGGAAAGCAUGAUGUUCUCCAAGAUCCAGCUGGGGAGUACUGUCGAUGUCGACCCUAUGCUGCGGGAAAUCAAGAAACUGCUCAGCUACGACAAGGAAGGAGGAUGGGCUGUACUCAGCAAGGGAUCUUUUGUAUUCGUCAAUGGCCACAGCUCCAGUGUCUUGCCUACCUUCAACGAGUACGACGCAUGGAAGGAGUAUGUGCCUUCAAAGGGUUUCGAUAUGGCUUGCUCUGACUACCAUAAUAAUCUUCGUCCAGAUGCUCGCCCCUGCUGCCGCUUCGAGUUCUCCAGCACUGUUGGAAGGAUUCCAGAUACGAUGAAGUGCCCGGAGUGCCUCCGCAACAUGGAGAAAUACAUGGCUUUCCUUUGCUGCCACGAUGAGAGCACUAUCAACGCACUCAUCUGAAGUACUCAUGUCGCGUUUCUUUUUACUGGGCAUGCACGCAUGCUACUGAAAUAACUUUGCAGUGUGUUUUCUUUUUUCCUUCUGUUUCUGUUUUCCGCGUGAUGUAAUAAAAUUUGAGUUCUUAAUUAAGCUUAAUAUGAUUUCAGUUUCCAAA